Messenger RNA from Microdochium trichocladiopsis, 453 nucleotides. RefSeq lists its product as uncharacterized. The record is from RefSeq and is a predicted model, not a curated record. The transcript has a single exon. NCBI's taxonomy places the organism in Eukaryota, Fungi, Ascomycota, Sordariomycetes, Xylariales, Microdochiaceae. The coding region runs from base 1 to 453 and encodes 150 amino acids.
AUGCUGAGCGUGAAAUGGGAGAGUGUCGACAACGAAGCAGAGGAAAGUGGAAAGGAGCGAAAGGGGCAAGCUGGUGAUGGUGCUGUGGUGGCAGCUCCGCAGGCGGGUCCUGACUGCACUGGCAGUCCACGCAACGCCCGCAGCAUCAGCAAGCCUUGGGCUCACACUCAGGCCCCAGCCCAGGGUUGGUUGGAGCUGCCAUUGCGUGGAACUUCAAAGCCCAGGCAGGGCAGGGCCCGCCCACCUACCCCUCCGUCCCAAACCGGUCUAGUGCUUGUGACCAUCUCAACGCUUAGAACCUUACAGGCAACCGGUUUGCAGGUCUCUGUUUGCUGUCGCAACGGCCACACGGGCAACGGAUGUCUGCCAAAUGCCACUUCCGCGUUCGCAGGCAAGCACCACCGCACUGCGCGUCGCGGGCCAGAUAAGCACCUGGCCGCCCUGCAAGAUUGA